Molecule: messenger RNA, 398 nt
Organism: Drosophila persimilis
Lineage: Eukaryota; Metazoa; Arthropoda; Insecta; Diptera; Drosophilidae
Exons: 2
Coding region: 101-325 (74 amino acids)
Source: RefSeq, a predicted model, not a curated record
CAACUUCCCUCGAAACAACUGUCAAAAAAAUACUAGCACAAACUUCCAAAUCAACCGAACAAGAGAAGAAUCGAAAAAGCUGAACAAAAAUUUUCCUAAAAUGAUGACAAGCAGCGACGACAGCGAUCUCCUAAUGGAAGAGGAGGGCCAGCCUCUGACCAUCUGGCAGAAGAUCCUGUUCUUUAUGGUGGGCCUCACUUCUGCUCUGACUAUUUGCGUUUUGAUACGUCUCUCAAACAAGUUGACUACCGAUGCGGAGCACAAGGCUAUGAUGCACUUCAAGGAUAUCUCCGCUGGACAUAUUGGUCAUAGACACGGAUACUAGUACCCACAUAUUAUCUUUAUAUUUUUUUUUCUGUGUUUAUAUUUCGUUUUGGUUGUUUGCGAAUUGCUUAAAU